AAGCCGCCAUAUCCUGCCGGAAACUCAUGAGAGAUACAGAAGAAGUGUUUCCGGCGCAGACCGUAGUGUCUGCGGUGUUUUGGUGUUGAAGUUAAACCUGAUUUAUUUUUUGUUAAAUCCUUAAUUAAGACGUUAAAUCGUCUUCACGCGCUCCCUCUGAGCCGCUCAGCUCGCAGGUUUCAGAGAUGGCGUCUGGACUCAUGGACGCUCCUGCAGAAGGAGAGGCGCUCUGUGUCUUCUUGCUGAGCGAGUCAGCAGAAAGGAGGGAGGUGGGAUGCCAGAGCGACUCAGCAGAAAGGAGGGAGGCCGGCUGCCAGAGCGAGUCUGUGGAAAGGAGAGACGCAGCUGUCCAGGUGGACCUGCUGACUCAGCAGCUCAGCUGGACACACACAGGGUCGUCUGAGAUGUUGUUACAGUGUUUUGUGCGUCCUGAUGGUCCCGGUGGGGGGGCUCUGCUGCAGCACUGCACCAGAACCAGAACCAGAACCAUCAAACCGAGCCGCAGGGCCACGCCCCCAACACCGAGGCCCAACACUGCCACACAGAGACCGCCCAAACGCCGCGGCCGCCGCCGUGUGUCCCCGGACCCCCAACAGGAACAGGAAGAAGAGGAACAGGAAGUGGAAGAAGAGGAACAGGAAGUGAUGGAGGAGGACGCUGGGGAUCCCACCUGGGCUCCACCUGACGGAGACGCCACCUCUCGGCCAGCUGCCUCCGCUCUGGAGGACUCAGCCUCCCAGCAUGCACCUGUGCGGCUGGACUCAGACUCCCAGGAUGCACCUGUGCGUGCGGUGAAGCUGGAGCCGAAUAGCCUCAUGUGCGACGUCUGCGGCAAAGUGAUGAAGAACAAGACGAGCCUGGCUCGCCACUCGUUCAUCCACACGGGGAAGAAGCCGUUCGCCUGCCACCUCUGCGAGCUGCGUUUCAAUCGUCGUGACAACCUGCAGCAUCACAUGACCCGUCUGCACCCCAACGGCGUGGCCCGGCGCCAGAAGCAGCGCGUGGUGCAGGCGUGGCUGUGCGCCGUCUGCGGGAAGACGUUCAGCUGUCGCUCGCGGCUAAAGACGCACGAGGUCAUCCACUCGGGCGUGAAGCCGCACGCCUGCGACCUCUGCCCCAAAGCGUACAUGCGCACCAACGACCUCGAGCAUCACAAGAAGAUCGCCCACGGCAACGGCACCGCUGAGCCUCCACAGCCGCGCUCGCUGCUCUGCCACCUCUGCGGCAAAGAGUUCAAAUGCGUCUCGCAGCUCGCCGCGCAUCUCCAGGCGCACACCGGUGAGCGGCCGCAUCUCUGCGACGUCUGCGGGCGCAAAUUCGCCCGCCAGUACCAGCUCAAACGCCACAAGAUCCUCGUCCACGCCAGCCGGGGCAGCGGCGAGGGCGAAGAGAGCCCGUCGUCCUCGCCGCCCGAUGCGGCGUUCGGCUGCGGCGUCUGCGGGAAGCGGCUGAAGUCUGAGGCGCUGCUCGCCGCUCACUCCCUGAGCCACUCGGGCGAGAAGCCACACCGCUGCGCCGUGUGUCUGCGCGGCUUCCAGACCGCCACGUGCCUCAAACAGCAUCACAUGCGCGUCCACGUGAGGGGGAAAGCCAGCGAGACGCCAUUCGCCGCAAAGCGCAGGAAGAACGCUGCUCCGACUGCCGCCAAAGCAUUCCCAUGCCCGAUCUGUAGCCGGGUGUUUAAGUUCCGCUCUCUGCUGGCGAGCCACUCGCUGAUCCACAGCGAGCAGCGCCCGUUCGGCUGCGACUUCUGCAACCGUAGCUUCCGGCGCCUCAGCCACCUGAAGAGGCACCGCGAGGUGGUGCACGCCAACGGCGAGCGCCCGCCACAGAACUUCGUCUGCCACAUCUGCGGCAAAGACAAGAAAUGCCGCUCGCAGCUCGCCAGACACAUCAUCAUCCACACGGGGGAGCGGCCCUUCGGCUGCGACCUCUGCACCGCACGCUUUAACCGCCGUGGGAACUUGCAGCAGCACAGGAAGCGCAUGCACGGCGUGGAGAAGGCCGCGGCCGGCGGCGAGGAGGAGGCCGACGAAGCCCCGCCCAUCCUGUUUGAUGACGACGCUUUGACUUACAAACAGGAAGAGACGGUAGUGGCCGUGGAUGCCGCGGCUGAGUUUUGCGAGGCCGCAGCGGGCGACGAGACUGAACACGAUGUUUGAACUGAGCGCGCUCAGACGGCCGCGCUGCGUUUCAACUCGCAACCUUUAAUGUGGGAAUUAAAACAGUUUGUUCUGAGGCAGCGGACGCUUAAAACGGAAACUAGGGAGACGUGUGUGUCUGUGUGUCUGUGUGUCUGUGUGUGUGUGUGUGUGUGUGUGUGUGUGUGUGUCUGUGUGUGUGUGUGU
This is a messenger RNA of Sander lucioperca (pikeperch), 2348 nucleotides long. RefSeq names its product zinc finger protein 737-like. The transcript has 4 exons. Lineage: Eukaryota; Metazoa; Chordata; Actinopteri; Perciformes; Percidae. The record is from RefSeq and is a predicted model, not a curated record. The coding region runs from base 186 to 2162 and encodes 658 amino acids. Gene Ontology annotation, molecular function: DNA-binding transcription factor activity, RNA polymerase II-specific; RNA polymerase II cis-regulatory region sequence-specific DNA binding. Gene Ontology annotation, biological process: regulation of transcription by RNA polymerase II.